AUGCCCGACACAAACCCUCUCUAUGUCAUGAAAGACAUCCCCGGCAAAGGCAAAGGCCUCGCCGCUACCACAAAGAUCCCCAAGGGCACCCGUAUCCUCGCCGAGGCUCCUCUGUUCAAAAUCCCUCAACAUCCUACCGAGAGCGCUGAGAAUGAACGCUGCGUCCUUGCCGCGCUGAAGACACUAUCCGAGGACCAGCGACAGGCCUUCUUCUCUCUGUGCAACUCCUACGCUGAUCUCAAGCAGGAAGUCGGUAUCGCUGAGACGAACGCAUUUGGUCUGGGUGAACAGAUUUCCACAUGUGCUGUCUUCUUAGACGCGUCUCGCAUGAACCACUCUUGUAUGCCAAACGUCCUGUACCGAUGGAACACCAAUACCCAGAAGAUGACCGUCCACGCCACCAAGGACAUUGAUGAGAACGCAGAGAUCACUAUCAACUACCUCGCAACUUGGGAGUUGUAUGCAGUGCGACAGGAUAAACUCAAAUCGGCCUUUAGUUUCGACUGUGACUGCAGUCUCUGCUCUCUACCUGUUGGUCAGCGCAAUCUCAGUGACAGGCGACGCAUCGAGAUAAAGAAGCUUGAAGAAUCUCUCGGCGACGGGUCUGGUGAUUUGGCGAAAGAAACCCCCCUCAAAGCCCUCCACGAUGUGCGAAAGCUCUUGCAUCUCAUCAAGAAGGAGGACAUUGUCGAUCGACUCCUCCCCCGAUGUUACUUCAACGCCUUCCAGAUCGCCAUAGCACAUCAAGAUCUUGCGAGGGCCAUGAUAUUUGUCAAACGAUCAUUGGAAGUCGAGAUCAUGCUGGAAGGAUCCGACAGUCCCAAGGCAGAGCAGCUGCAGACUUUGGUGGACGAUGUCGAGCAAUACCACUUCGACGUCUCUUCGGCCCAGUGGAAGUCUACGGCCACCGACGUCCCCAAAGGCCUCGAUAAGCCCGAUUUUGAGAACUGGCUCUGGCGGUGCGAGGGAUCUCUUAACAUCCAGCCUACCGGCCUACGCAACGACGCAGCUUUUCCAGCUUUCAACGAUCUCCCCUGGGACGACGACCUCAGCCUGGACUAUUACCGUCCCCGACGUGGCGAUAUCUACGAAACUCGUAAGCACUGGGCAUUUGUUGGCGAAAUCGUCAAGAUCGAAGCAGUCUUCCGUGUACGCUUCAUCGUCAAGGACAAAAGCGGUCAUGAGCUUCUUGUGGCUUUCUACACUGAUCUCCGCGGACGUGAGAUUUCUCCUUCAGUGCUGAGAGUGGGAUGUACUGUCGUGGUGCUCUACGGCACGAAGCAUAGCUUUUUGGAUGGGUCGGUUGGGAUUCGCCAUGAAGAUCGAGAAAUGUUAGACAUCUUCCCCGUCUCGUUAGAUAACUUGCUGCUGCUGAGCGACAAGGUAAAUAUCUACGCCACCGUCACCAAAGCGAUGAGGACAUGCCACGGAUGCGACAAGAAGUCCACCUCGUUGAUGAAGUGCUCCAAGUGCGGCUUCUUCUGGUACUGCAACAAGGAUUGCCAAACUCGUGGCUGGAGCGAGAACGGACACAAGGCAGACUGCAAACUUUUGCGAAACGAUAACUUGAAGGGGCUGUUUCUCGUCAAGUGGGACAAAUUCAACAACCACUUUGGGUUUCCGCUACAGGUUGAAGGUUGA
Molecule: messenger RNA, 1641 nt
Organism: Fusarium sp. VM40
Lineage: Eukaryota; Fungi; Ascomycota; Sordariomycetes; Hypocreales; Nectriaceae
Source: the annotation of a GenBank genome assembly